Wasmannia auropunctata (little fire ant) is the source of this 2011-nucleotide messenger RNA. Its product is annotated as smoothelin-like protein 1. NCBI's taxonomy places the organism in Eukaryota, Metazoa, Arthropoda, Insecta, Hymenoptera, Formicidae. Gene Ontology annotation, biological process: actin cytoskeleton organization. Bases 644 to 1420 code for a protein of 258 amino acids. The record is from RefSeq and is a predicted model, not a curated record. Gene Ontology annotation, molecular function: protein binding. The transcript is spliced from 7 exons. Gene Ontology annotation, cellular component: microtubule organizing center; filamentous actin.
AUUGAGCCGAGAUUAAAGUUAAUCUAUAUUGGUGGGCAUAAAAAAUUGAUAUAGUAAACCGCGAUGAAGAAGAAACAGUUUGAUGAACGAAAUUCUUUUUGCUGAAAUCGCAAUCGUUUCGCUCGAUUCCUCUGGCGAACUUUCAUUCAUUCGUCGUUAAGCCGAAAACUCGCGCGAAAUCGCGUGGUAAUCUCGACGAGGAAUCUCUGCGACGAGCACUUCCUCGCGGUAGCAUUCGGAGGCGUCUACCUACACGCUGCAACUCGCCCGGCCUAUUUAUAAAGUGCGACCUCGUGGCACACACCGCGUUCGCCACUACCGCCUACCUAUCAUGGUCGUCCCGCGUGCAAAUCAGCGCGCUGUCUAGCCCGCUUCUUCCUAAUUUCCGAACGUACCGAAAAACGGGUCAGAGCUAUUUUCGCGCGAAACGGCCCUCAAAAGCCGCGAAAGUGACGACGGCGAUGCUUCGUUAGAGCACGCAACGCCGCGUGCACCACGUGUGCGCACCACCUCGUCUCCACUUCGCUCUCUCGCCUUUGUUAUCCUCAAUAACGGAGCGAAUCUCGCAAUCUGGGAACGAUCUAGGACAAAUCUGGGAACGUCACGAAGAAGAAGGCGUCCAGUCGAGGCGGCGCGUGCCGAAAUGUCGGGAAUAGAAGAUUCGCAGGACGCGUCGGAGCAGGAUGACGCUCAAGAUGAGACCACGGAGACAGUGGGAGUCAGCCAUGAGGUAGCGAGCACGAUAGAGGAAUCGGAUAGCUCAGAGUCGACAGAGUCUUUGUCGGAAAAAUCGUCGACGAAGGAGCCGGAGGAGGAACAAGAGGAAGUUAAGGAAAAGGAACGAGAAGAAGUAAAGGAGAAGGAACGAGAGGAAGUGGAAGAGACGCGAGCGAGGGAGACGCCGAGUUGCGAAGAGACGCAAAAGGAAGAAACGUCGGCCUCAGCUCCGAAAAAGCCGCUGUCGCCGUUUGCCAAAUUUCGUCAGCUCGAUAGGCAAAAUAGCGCCAGUUUGUCGCCAAGCCCUGUAAAAUCACCGGGAACGGACUUUCGAUUCAAAUUUACCGAACCAACUGUACGAGACAAUGCUGCGCAAAUUAAGGAGCGAUUACUGGCGUGGUGCCGAUCGAAAACCAAAGAGUAUGAGAACGUGCAGCUUGACAACUUCUCGACAAGCUGGAACAACGGUUUGGCAUUCUGCGCGUUGAUCCAUCACUUCAGGCCGGAUGCUUUCGACUACAAUUCUCUACGUCCGGAGAAUCGCAGGAAAAACUUCGAGCUCGCUUUUACGAAGGCCGACGAAGUCGCUGGAAUCGCGCCGCUACUUGACGUCGAGGACAUGGUGAUGAUGCAACGGCCGGACUGGAAGUGCGUCUUCACAUACGUACAGUCGAUCUAUCGUCGCUUUAAGGAUGAGGACUAGCGGCUUAGCUUAUAAAUCAGCAACAGCAGCAACGUAAUUCCACUUCACGCCAAGACAUAACACGACCGCCUACUUGUAGAACAAAGUUUUUUUUUUACUUCGUACGUGGCUAGAAUAACAGCCAUUUAUUUUUUUUAUAUACAUACAGGAUUGCGGUGUUCCUGUGGACACAUGUAAAUCUGGUAGUUAAGCGUAGAAUUUCAGACAAUGUCUUAUAAUGAAUGAUGACGAUGACAAUGAUGACGGCAACGAUGAUGAUGAUGAUGAUGAGUCAUUGAAGUCGGUCUCACAAUCGCGUGAGAAGCUAUAUGCAUUCGUACAUGUCUUAUAUUUUCAUAUUUCUCGCAUAUUUUCCUGGCACGCAGCCUUUACUAACGUGUAACUACUUUCUACCGAUGCUGAUGCAGCGGCUAAGAUGAUUUAUUUCUACAUAUAUAUACGUACGUGAAAAUACACGAUAGUAUUUACGUGUAAGCAAAAUGUGUAAAAUCGCUAAAAUUAGUGACAUUAGCGUCGAUAUUAUAAAAACUAAUUAAAACGCCUUGAGAGUACCAAAGAAAUUUCUCAAAUAAAUAUGUGAUAUAAUAAGAA